Molecule: messenger RNA, 5149 nt
Organism: Ostreococcus lucimarinus CCE9901
Lineage: Eukaryota; Viridiplantae; Chlorophyta; Mamiellophyceae; Mamiellales; Bathycoccaceae
Exons: 2
Coding region: 26-5092 (1688 amino acids)
Biological process (GO): intracellular protein transport; receptor-mediated endocytosis
Cellular component (GO): plasma membrane; Golgi apparatus; chloroplast
Molecular function (GO): structural molecule activity; clathrin light chain binding
Source: RefSeq, a predicted model, not a curated record
UCGCGCGCGCGACGAAGCGCGCACGAUGGCGGCGCCCGCGGUGCCGGUCACGGUGAAAGAAGCGAUACAGUUGAAAACGUGCGGAGUGAACCCGCAAUGUAUUUCGUUCACGAAUCUCACCAUGGAGAGCGAGAAGUACGUGUGCGCUCGGGAGAGCGGGACGACGAAUAAUGUGGUGAUCGUCGAGGUGAAUAACCCGCUGCAGCCGAUGAAGAAACCGAUCACGGCGGAUAGCGCGCUUAUGAACCCGACGCAGAACGUGAUUGCGCUCAAGGCGAGAGUGGAGAACGAGAAUGGCGUGGAGGAUUCGUUGCAGAUUUUCAACAUUGAUCAAAAGGCGAAAAUCAAGGGGCACGACAUGGAGCCGGUGGUGUUUUGGAAGUGGAUCACGCCGAAAAUGUUGGGGAUCGUGACCAACACCGCGGUGUUUCACUGGUCGAUCGAUGACGCGAACGCGCCGGUGAAGGUGUUUGACAGAACUGCAAACCUGAACGGGAAUCAGAUCAUCAGCUAUAAAGCAUCAGAGGACAUGCAGUGGUUCACGCUGAUCGGUAUCGCGCAAGGCGACGCGUCGAGACCGGCGUUAGUGAAGGGUAACAUGCAGCUGUACUCGGUGGCGCAACAACGCUCGCAGCCGCUCGAGGCGCACAUGGCGGCGUUCACGACGCACCAAGUGCCGGGCAACGCGCAAAAGAGUCAGUUGGUAUGUUUCGCUCAAAAGAUGGUUCAAGCCGAUGGAUCGGUGGUUUCCAAGCUUCAUGUGAUUGAGCUCGGCGCGCCGGCAGGGCAAACGCCGUUCACGAAGCGCACGAGCGAGUUGUUUUUCCCGCCCGAGUUUGCCGACGACUUCCCGGUCGUCAUGCAAGUGAGCGACAAAUACGGCGUCAUUUACAUCGUCACCAAGAGCGGUCUGCUGUUCGUGUACGACGUGGAAACUGCGUCGCCGAUCUACCGAAGCCGCAUUUCGCAAGAUCCGGUCUUCGUCGGCGCGUCCGCGACGAGCGUUGGCGGUUUGUACGUUGUUAACAGAGGCGGCCAAGUCUUGUUGAUCACCCUGAACGAAGCCGCCGUUGUGCCGUUCAUCAGCAGCACGCUCAAUAACUUGGAGCUUGCGCUUUCGGUCGCGUCGAGAGGGAAUCUUCCCGGCGCCGAUGCGCUCGUGAUGCCCAAGUUUGAUAUGCUCUUCAACUCUGCGGACUACAAGGGGGCGGCCGAACUCGCGGCGAGCAUGAGCUCGUUGCGCACAGAUCAGACCAUCGCCCGAUUUCGCGGCGUCCCGACUCAACCGGGCCAAAGUUCUCCUUUGUUACAGUACUUUGGCGCGUGCUUGCAGCGCGGAAAGUUGAACAAGCUGGAAUCAGUUGAACUCGCAAAGCUCGUGCUUGCGCAAAACAAGAAGCAGCUUCUCGACACAUGGCUGAGCGAGGACAAGCUCGAGGCGAGCGAAGAACUCGGCGACAUGCUGGCGCCGACUGACUCCGAUACUGCGCUUAAGAUUUACGUCAAAGCACGCGCGAGUCCGAAGGUAACCGCAGCGUUCGCGCAGCGUGGCGAAUUCGACAAGAUGGCGCAAUACUGCUCCGCCGUCGAUUACAAGCCAGACUAUAUGUACAUGUUGCAAGCUCUUAUGAUGAAAGAUCCCGCGAGCGCGGUGCAGUUGGCACAAAAGAUCAGUCAGAUGACACCGCCACCGUGCGACAUGGGGGCCAUCGCCGAUCUCUUCUUGCAGCGCAACAUGAUUCGUGAGGCGACAUCGAUCUUGCUCGAUUUGCUCAAGGGCGACGACGAGAGCCAAGCGGCGCUGCAAACCAAGGUUCUUGAGAUCAACUUGGUGACAUACCCGAACGUCGCUGAUGCGAUCUUGGCGCAAGGAAAGCUCACGCACUACGACCGCCCGCGCAUCGCGCAGCUCUGCGAGAAGGCUGGUCUUUACAUUCGAGCCAUGGAGCACUACACGGAGCUCGCCGACUUGAAGCGUUGUGUCGUCAACACACACUCGAUAGACCCGCAAGCGCUCACUGAAUUCUUCGGUACACUGAGCCGCGAGUGGGCUUUGGACUGCCUUAAGGAACUUCUCACGUUCAACAUGCGUCAAAACCUUCAGAUGGCGGUGAACAUUGCUAAGGAGUACACGGAACAACUCGAGAUUCACUCUGUCGUGAAGAUGUUUGACAAGUUUGAAUCUGCCGAAGGCCUCUUCUACUACCUCGGGUACUUCGUGAACACGUGUGAAGACAAGGACCUUGUGUACAAAUUUAUCGAAGCUGCUUCAAAGACUGGACAGAUCAAGGAAGUCGAGCGAGUGACGCGCGAGAGCGAUCAUUACGAUGCCGAACGCGUCAAGGUGUUCCUCAUGGAAGCCAAGCUCUCAGAUGCUCGUCCGCUUAUCAAUGUGUGCGACCGUUAUGAGUUCGUUCCGGAUUUGACGACAUACCUUUACAACAACAACAUGUUGCGCUACAUCGAAGGCUACGUGCAAAAAGUCAACCCGAAGCAGGCGCCGAAGGUCGUUGGUACACUGUUGGAUCUCGAGUGCCCGGACGAUUUCAUCAAGACUCUCAUCUUGUCCGUGCGAUCUCUCUUGCCCGUGGCGCCGCUCGUGGAAGAAGUGGAGAAACGUAACCGCUUGAAGAUCCUCACGCAAUUCCUCGAGCACCUCGUGAACGAAGGGAGCGUGGAUCCGCAAGUACACAACGCCAUGGGUAAGAUGCUCAUCGAUAGCAACCAGAACCCAGAGCACUUUUUGCUCACAAACGAGUACUACGAGUCCGCCAUCGUCGGUCGCUACUGCGAGAAGCGCGAUCCGUACUUGGCGUGCGUAGCGUACAAGCGUGGCAACUGCGACGCAGAGUUGGUGGAUUGCACGAACAGAAACAGUAUGUUCAAGGUUCAGGCGAGAUAUGUCGUCGAGCGUAUGGACGCCGAUCUCUGGGCAUCUGUGUUGACGGAAGAAAACAAAUACUGCCGCCAGCUUAUCGACCAAGUCGUGUCUACCGCACUCCCAGAAAGCAAGAACCCUGAGCAAGUUUCUGUGACCGUGAAGGCGUUCAUGACGGCAGAAAUGCCGCAUGAACUCAUCGAGUUGUUGGAGAAGAUCGUGCUACAAAACAGCGCGUUCAGCAACAACCCGAACUUGCAAAACUUGCUCAUCCUUACCGCCAUCAAGGCGGACGCAUCUCGCGUCAUGGAUUACGUCAACCGACUCGACUCUUUCAACGGUCCGGAGGUCGGUGAGAUUGCCGCCGGUAACGAGUUGUACGAAGAAGCCUUUGCCAUCUUCAAGAAGUUUGAUCUGCAUGUUGACGCGAUGAAGAUUCUUCUCGAGUCUCUCGAAGACCUCGAUCGUGGCAUCGAGUACGCGCGCAAGGUCGACUUACCCGAAGUUUGGGUCCAAAUCGGCAAGGCGCAGCUCAAGGUUGGCACUCCGGAGGCGGUUAAAGCGGCCAUCAAGUCGUACAUCAAGGCGCAAGAUGGGAGUGAUUUCGUCGACGUCAUUCACGCCGCGCGCCAAGCCGACAUGUACGAAGACAUGGUUCCAUAUUUGCUCAUGGUGCGCAAGAACAAGAAAGAAGCUCGCGUCGAUACUGAACUUGUGUACGCGUACGCCAAGAUCAACGAUUUGGCCAAGCUCGAAGACUUUUUGGCUACGCCGAACAGCGCGAAUCAGCAGUCCGUCGCCGACAGAUGCUUUGGCGAAGGUUUGUACGAGGCUGCUCGACUUUUGUACACCGCGCUCAGCAACUGGGGCUGCCUUGCGAGCACUUUGCUCAAACUUCGCAUGUUCCAAGGUGCAGUCGACGCCGCGAAGAAGGCUAACUCCCCGCGUACGUGGAAGGAAGUGUGCUUUACGUGUCUCGAAGAAGGCGAAAACAAGCUCGCGCAGCUCGCCGGUCUCAACAUCAUUAUCCAAGCUGAUGAACUCGAUUCCGUCAGUGAGUACUACCAAGCGAAUGGUAAGUUCACCGAGCUUAUCCAGCUUAUGGAAGCCGGCGUCGGCGUUGACCGGGCGCACAUGGGUAUUUUCACCGAGCUCGGCAUCUUGUACGCCAACCACAUGGCCGACAAGCUCAUGGAACACAUUCGUUUGUUCAGCGCGCGCAUCAAUAUUCCGCGACUCAUAACCACGUGCAACCACGUGGCGUUGUGGCCCGAGCUCGCGUAUCUUUACAGGUGCUACGACGAGUACGAUAACGCUUGCGAGGUGAUGAUGAAGCACCCCGACGCUUGGGAGCACGUGGUCUUCAAGGAUGUGUGCGUCAAGCUUGCCAACGCGGACUUGUACUACCAGGCGAUCGAGUUUUACCUUCGCGAGCACCCAACAGAGAUGACCAAUCUUCUCGGUGUACUUCAGUCGAGACUUGAUCACUCUCGCGUGGUGUCGCUCAUGCGCAAGGAGGGUAAGUUGGCCAUGGUGAAGGAGUACCUUUUAGCUGUGCAGGGUGCAAACUUGACGGCGGUGAACGACGCCGUGAACGAACUCGCGAUCGAAGAAGAAGAUCACGCGGCGUUGAAGACUUCGCUCGAUAUGUACGACAAUUGCGAUCAACUAUCUCUUGCGGUACAAUGCGAGAGCCACGAACUGAUCGAGUUCCGAAGAAUUUCUUCGUACAUCUAUCAGCGCAACGCGCGAUGGCAGCAAGCCAUCGAUCUUAGCAAGCGGGAUGGGUUACUUAAGGACGCCAUGGAAAUCGCCGCGAAGAGUGGAGACGCGACCAUCGUGGACGAACUUCUCGACUACUUCAUCGAUCAAGGCAACAAGGAGUGCUUCUCCGCCGCCUUGUGCACGUGCUACGACUUGUUGAAGCCCGACGAAGUCAUGCAAAAGGCAUGGUUGAAGGGUCUUAGCGACUGGGUCAUGCCUUACAUGAUUCAAGUCAUGCGUGAUAUGAACGGUAAGUUGGAGAUUUUGAUGAAGGAUAAGGCGGACCGCAACGAAGAAAAGGUGAACGAGGAGAAAGAGCGCGUCGCGGCCGAGAUGAAUAGCAACCUCUACGCGCAACUCAUGCCUGCGGCGCUUCCGGCUCCGCCGAUGCCGGGCAUGCCGGGGUACGAGCAACCGCAACCGGGAUACGGGCAACCGCAGUAUUACUGAGGCACAUCAUCUCAAUAGCUCAGCGCGCGACUCGCGCGCGCACACUUAGUUCAGCAU